This is a messenger RNA of Elaeis guineensis (African oil palm), 735 nucleotides long. RefSeq lists its product as uncharacterized. The record is from RefSeq and is a predicted model, not a curated record. Lineage: Eukaryota; Viridiplantae; Streptophyta; Magnoliopsida; Arecales; Arecaceae.
UUCCUCGUGGGCUUCCGCGUGACGGUGGGAAGCUUGAUCGAAAAGGCGAAAAAUAGAAGAGAAGAAGCCGAGACACGAAAGAGGGGUAGAGAGAGAGAGAGAGGGUGGGAGAGGAGAGGAAGAGGAUGGUGUUCAACAGCCGGUGGGUUGCGGCGGUGGCGACGGUGUCGGCGGAUGCGUGUCAAUACGUAGCGUGCAACCCAGAGCGGUUGAGCAGCGAGCAGGUGCUGGAGCUCAUCUGCUGUCUUCCCCUCCACCAACUCCGUCGCCUCGCCCUCUGCCUCUUCUCCUUCUUCUGCUUCCCCGUCGCCGAGCCCCCGCCACGCCGCCGCUUCUACGCCUACCGCCGCUCCUUCUCCUCUUCCUCCUCCUCCUCCUCAUCCUCCUCAUCCGACGCCUACGACUCCGCCGGCUACGAUUCCCAUUCCGACUGAAAACGAAUCUUUCCUCUCCUCCCGCUGUACAGAUAGUAUCUCCUCCUCCUUCUUCUUCUUCUUUUCGUCCUGCCCUUCUAAUUGGUUUUCUUGUUACGGCAUAGGGGAAACUUGUUCUUGUUUUUGUUUGACGCAUUGUUAUUUGAAUGGGGUUUGGAUGACGAGCGUCAUUGUUGUAUUCAUAGUUGUUCUGUCUGCUGGUUGUUGGAUAUUGUAGCUAGCUCUGUAAUUGUUGGAUUAUUGGAUUGCCCUCUUCACGUAAUUAUCCUUGCCUUUGAUGUUGGAUUAAAUACUUAUUGCG